UUUACUAUUCGUUAUAAGCUCAAUUAUGUAAUAGUAGAUACUUUUGCUGAGUAAAUUCUCAAAGCGAAGAUAUUGAAGUUUAUUGUAAAAGUACUGCUUUAAAUUCUUCUAAAUAAUUAUAUUCACAUUUGGUAUAUGUAACCCUAUGAUUUAAGGGCCAAGUUGUAAAAAUGAUGUACAAAUAUAAAAGUGCAAUUUGCAUUUUUGGCAAAUUUAUGCAGAAUAAUCUGCCUUGUAUGUUGAGUCCUAUUGACUAUCCAUACAAUAAUACUCAACAAAUUAGAAACAUAAGGAAACAUUGGAAUCCAAAGUUUCGUAAAGAAAGAAGAGAAAAAUUUAUUAAAGUAGAGCUUCCAAAGAUACAUGAGAGGGAUGACGUGAUAUCAAAAGAAGAAAUACGAUCAGAAUUAAAAAGGUGUGGUCUAUUACCUCAAAGGACAUGGCGCGAGAGACCAAUAUAUUUUGGUUGUACAAAUAAUAUAUUUGAACCAUAUGUUGUACCAGAGGGAGAUGGAAGAUUUUCUACUAUUACUAAGGAGGGAGCAAAACAAAAACUUGAGUUAGUUGAGAAAAAAGGCAAAUCCUAUAGGGCUAUUAGAAAAAUAAUUUCAUACGAUGAGAAUUUUUCUAAGAGUACAUUUCCAGAGGAGGCAUUAAAGAUUUAUAAGGAAGCACACACUGCUUUAGCAGCUAAAGACCAGGACAAAUUGUUACAAUAUGUUACAGAAGCUGCAUAUCCUAAAAUGAUCCAUAAUAUAGAAGAUAAAACAAUUAUUUGGAAAUUCUUAGAAUCAUUAGAACCAGCACGUAUUGUAUACGCAAGGUGCACAGAUGUAAUAAAAAAGCAUAAUAUUUAUGCGCAAGUUACUGUCCGAUUUCACACACAACAGAUUUUAUGUAUUUACGAUAGAUUUGGACGUCUGUUGAAGGGCAGUGAAAUACUAAGAAAAGAUGUUCUUGAUUACAUAGUGUUCGAGAAGCAUUUAUCUAAUCAAUAUGGUACUUGGCGGUUACAUGGAAAAAUUAUACCUAGUUGGUUACCACCUGAAGAAAUAGCAACAAAAACGUAUACAUUACCAAAGACUGACAAUGCCGUUGUAGCAUCUGAACAACCUGAAGAGUCAAUUGUUGUAACACCCGACAGCAAAACCGAAAUGAAAAGUGACACGACUUCAUAAUUAGCAUAAUCUUUAUAUUAAUAUUCUGAAUAAAGUGCGAAGAGAAUUGUACAUUAAGUAAUGAGCUUUUUGUUUGCAAUAAAAUAUUACACUUUCGAAUACAAGGAAUAUUAAUGAUAACAAUCCACAGAAAAAUAUAUACACAGCUAGGU
Molecule: messenger RNA, 1330 nt
Organism: Nomia melanderi (Alkali bee)
Lineage: Eukaryota; Metazoa; Arthropoda; Insecta; Hymenoptera; Halictidae
Gene: mRpL45
Product: mitochondrial ribosomal protein L45
Cellular component (GO): mitochondrion
Source: RefSeq, a predicted model, not a curated record